AUGUCCGACACGAUUACCGCCCUCCCUGCAGGUCUGGCAACUCUGGAGCACCGAACAGAGAUUAUCAAGGCACUCAUCUUCGAAAACUGUGGUCGCAAGGUCAUAUCUGUAGCUCCAUUGGGUCGCGACUCGAACAACUUCGUGCAUCUAGUGGAUCUCGCCGAAGCCAUAGGACACAGUGGAACGAACACCUCAGCUUCACAGCCUGGUACUGCUAAACUCGAUUCAUCUGUGAUCAAAGUUGUGGUACGACUCUCAAACCCCAACGCCAUGAUUGACGAGGAAGUCCGAGUGGAGAAUGAAGUCGCAGCAAUUUCUCUUGUACAGAAAGCUUUGAUAAGCUACCCUUGCAAGAUCGUUCCGCAAGUUUUUGCCUGGCAAGGCUCCAAGCACGGUCUUGGUUGGAUAGUACAGGAGUAUCUUCACGGAGAGCAGCUCAGUCUCCACUUCUCUGAUCUGCAGACCGACAAGAAGGCAGUGAUGAUCCAAUCUUCCAAGCAUGACGUAAAGGGAUUUGGAGGUCUGAGGUUCGAUGUAAAUGGCGAGGUAGUCGCUGGUCGGUCAUCGCUUUGGUCUGUCGGUCCCUUCUCUACUUAUGCGGAGAUGUACCAGGCUAUCUUUGCCAAACAGCUUGAGUUGACGCAAGCAACACCGCUAUUGGAUGGUUGGAAAGGUACUGGUCUGCAAGAGCGGCUACAGAGAUUCAGCACUUCUGGCGGGUUUGCAAACCUUCUGGCACACACUGGCGAUAUUCAGCCUACACUGGUUCACGGAGAUUUCGGAGCAGAGAACAUCCUAAUCGAUCCAGGCACUUUACAAAUCACCGGCCUGCUCGACUUCGACUUCUCUCACAUCGCCUCGCCAGCAGACGAGUACUUCUACUCCUUCCCCAGCUUCUGCGGACUUGUUCCCGGUCCCUUCGAAGACGAAGACUUGCAGCUUCUCAGACGCUAUCAGACUGAAGGCUUCCCAAGUACUCCCUCCGCUCAAGAAGCAACGAGCGGAUCAGUCGAUUGGACAGUCGCAAGACUAUGGCAAGCAGCGUUGGAGAAGCAUCAUGUGGCCAGCCCCAAGGAUAUCGAGAACAUUACUCAGCUUGCCGAUAUUUACUGGUUUCUGCUUGACGUUUGUCCGCCAUUCUUCAAUUUGCCACGAUGGUUGGCGAGGAAGACGGACGAGCAGAAAUUUGCUGCGAAGAAGGCAAUUAGAGAGAACUUGGAUAGGUAUUUGCGAAGAUGGGGUUAUUGA
Molecule: messenger RNA, 1248 nt
Organism: Aureobasidium pullulans EXF-150
Lineage: Eukaryota; Fungi; Ascomycota; Dothideomycetes; Dothideales; Saccotheciaceae
Exons: 4
Coding region: 1-1248 (415 amino acids)
Source: RefSeq, a predicted model, not a curated record